This is a messenger RNA of Drosophila persimilis, 1759 nucleotides long. RefSeq names its product probable cytochrome P450 4ad1 (gene Cyp4ad1). The coding region runs from base 1 to 1566 and encodes 521 amino acids. The transcript is spliced from 9 exons. The record is from RefSeq and is a predicted model, not a curated record. Lineage: Eukaryota; Metazoa; Arthropoda; Insecta; Diptera; Drosophilidae. Gene Ontology annotation, molecular function: heme binding; monooxygenase activity; iron ion binding.
AUGUUUUUGAUUGCAAUUGCCAUAAUUUUGGCCACCAUUUUGGUGUUCAAAGGUGUCAAGAUAUUCAACUACAUAGACCACAUGGCUGGCAUUAUGGAAAUGAUACCAGGACCAACGCCCUACCCCUUUGUGGGCAAUAUAUUUCAGUUCGGUCUGAAGCCAGCGGAGUAUCCGAAAAAGGUUUUGCAGUAUUGUCGGAAAUAUGAUUUUCAGGGAUUUCGUUCAUUGGUCUUCCUGCAGUAUCACAUGAUGCUUAGUGAUCCAGCGGAAAUUCAGAACAUUUUGUCGAGUUCAUCUCUGCUGUACAAGGAGCACUUAUACUCCUUUUUACGACCCUGGCUUGGCGAUGGCCUCCUAACCAGUUCCGGUGCCCGUUGGCUGAAGCAUCAAAAGCUCUAUAUGCCGGCCUUUGAACGGUCGGCCAUUGAGGGCUAUCUGCGUGUGGUUCAUCGAACAGGCGGCAAAUUUGUGCAGAAGCUCAAUGAACUGACAGAGACGCUGGAGAUUUUCGACGCCCAGGAGCUGGUGGCCAAAUGUACUCUGGAUAUUGUGUGUGAGAACGCCACUGGUCUGGUCAGCAACUCACUCAACGAUGAGCCGUCCGAUUUGCAUGGGGCCAUCAAGGAUCUCUGCGAUGUCGUCCAGGAGCGCACCUUCAGCAUCGUGAAGCGUUUCGAUGCCCUCUUCCGCCUCACGUCGUACUACAUGAAGCAGCGAAGAGCACUGUCUCUGCUCCGCAGGGAAAUCUACCGAAUUAUCACGCAGCGACGCCAACAACUGGCGGAUGAGAACACUUGUGGGGAAAGGACCAAGCAAAUCAAUAAACCAUUCCUUGAUGUCCUCCUGGCUGCUAAGCUAGACGGGCGUGCCCUUAAGGAACGAGAGAUUAUAGAGGAAAUAUCCACAUUUAUAUUUGCAGGUCACGAUCCAGUUGCUGCCGCCAUUUCCUUCACCCUGUACACACUCUCCCGGCACACGGAAAUUCAGCAAAGAGUUUUCGAGGAGCAGCAGCGCAUCUUUGGCCAGGAUCUCACGGCAGAAGCGGAUAUAGGCAGGCUGGAUCAGAUGCGCUACCUGGAGCUGGUCAUACGCGAGACACUGCGUCUGUACCCGUCCGUCCCGCUGAUAGCGAGAACCAACCGCAAACCCAUCGAUAUCAACGGCACAAAGGUGGCGAAACGCACCACGGUCAUUAUGUGUCUGAUUGCCAUGGGUUACAAUGAGAAGUACUUCGAGGAGCCGUGCGUCUUCCGUCCAGAGAGAUUCGAGACUGCAGGCGCAGAUGUCGGCAUCGAAGCCUUCAAGAGUGUCCCCUUCAGUGCUGGGCCCAGGCGUUGCAUUGCCGAAAAGUUUGCCAUGUAUCAGUUGAAGGCCCUGCUAUCUCAGUUGGUGCGCAACUUCGAGAUCCUGCCCCCUGUAAAUGGCUUGUCUUCCGGCAUCAACGAUCACUCCCAGGUAGAGUGUGUUCCCCAGAGCGAGUACGAUCCAGUGCUGAAUAUUCGGGUGACUCUCAAGUCGGAGAAUGGCAUACAAAUCAGGCUGGGCAAACGAGCAUUUGUGGAGUGAUUUAACCCAAAGCGUUAUAGACUAAAAAUUUAAAUUAUAUCCAUACUGAAAAUGUCAAUGCCAAUGUAUCCCGGUUUGGUCUACAGACUUAGUCUAUUCUCAGACAUUGCAAACCAUUGUUUGCACCAUCAAAGUUAACUUGGAAAAUAUUUCAUUUUGAUUAGCACUCCAUUAAAUAGUCGCUGCUAAUGAA